AGGCCGCGGCUGAACCGCCCCUGCCCGCCGCGCCGCACCUAGCCAAGCCACCCUCUCCGCCAGAUUUGCGGCGGGAGCGGCAGGAGGGAGAACGCUGACUCCGCCGCCAGGAAAGUAAAUAAACUUAAUUGAGAAUGUCUGAAAACCUUGACAAGUCCCAUGUAAAUGAAGCAGGAAAAUCACAGUCAAAUGAUUCUAAGCAAGAUCUGGAAGGUGCUCUGGAACAUUCUGAUGAAGUUGUACAGAAAAAAAUAAACUCGGACUCUCCCAGUCCACAAAGAGUGCGAAGACCUCACUCUAGUCCCCCUCGGUUUGUGACAGUAGAAGAACUUCUAGAGACAGCGAAAGGAGUCACCAAUAUGGCCCUAGCCCAUGAAAUUGUAGUAAAUGGAGACUCGCUCAAACCAGUUGAAUUACCAGAAAACAGCUUGCGUCAGAGAGUAAAGGAGAUUGUACAUAAAGCUUUUUGGGAUUGUCUGAACAUCCAGCUUAGUGAAGAUCCCCCAACCUAUGACCACGCCAUCAAACUUGUAGGAGAGAUCAAAGAGACGCUCUUAUCUUUCUUGCUGCCUGGUCACACCAGACUGAGAAACCAGAUAACAGAAGUCUUGGAUCUGGAUCUGAUAAAGCAGGAAGCAGAGAAUGGGGCCUUAGACAUUUCCAGGCUGGCAGAAUUCAUUAUUGGUAUGAUGGGGACACUGUGUGCGCCUGCUCGAGAUGAGGAAGUUAAGAAACUAAAGGACAUUAAGGAAAUAGUGCCCCUUUUCAGGGCAAUUUUUUCCGUGUUGGACCUAAUGAAGGUGGACAUGGUGAACUUUGCUAUCACUAGCAUUAGGCCACAUCUCAUGCAGCAGUCAGUUGAGUAUGAGAGGAAGAAGUUUCAAGAGCUUUUGGAGAAGCAGCCAAAUUCCCUGGACUUUGUCACCCAGUGGCUGGAAGAAGCCUCAGAUGACUUUAUGACUCAUAAGUAUAGAAAUGCCCUGCCUGCUGGGGAAGAGGCUGCUGGCUCAGGGGAUGCUCCCACACCAACCCCAGUUGCAGUCCAGAAUUAUGCUUACCUGAAGCUUCUGAAAUGGGACCACCUCCACAGACCUUUCCCUGAGACAGUUUUGAUGGACCAGUCUCGCUUCCAAGAGCUCCAGCUCCAACUGGAGCAACUAACCAUCCUGGGAGCCAUUUUGCUUGUCACGUUUGGUACAGCAGCCCCUGGAAUUUCCAGCCAGGCUGACUUUGCUGAAAAACUCAAGAUGAUUGUGAAGAUUCUGCUAACUGAUAUGCAUCUGCCCUCCUUCCAUCUAGAGGAUGCACUGACUGCCAUUGGGGAUAAAGUGUGCCUGGAGGUGAGCAACUGCCUCUCCGUCCUUGGGUCCUCACCAUUCUCCACAGACAAAGAGACCGUGCUCAAGGGCCAGAUCCAGGCUGUGGCUAGCCUCGACGACCCCAUUCGUAGGAUCAUGGAAUCCCGAAUCCUGACUUUCUUGGAAACCUACCUUGCCUCCGGUCAGCAGAAGCCAUUGCCCACCGUGCCUGGGGGACUGGGUCCAAUUCAGAAAGAGCUGGAGGAAGUUGCUGUGAAAUUUGUUCGCUUGGUCAACUAUAACAAGAUGGUCUUCUGCCCUUACUAUGAUGCAAUCCUCAGUAAGCUCCGCCUCCCAUCCUAAUGUGAGCGUGCCCUACAGCAGCAGUGUUAGCCACUCGCCUCAGAGUUCCUGUUCUCCACUCUCCCGUGCUUUGGAAAAUGGCUAUGUAGUACAUUUCUACUUAACAGCACUGAUUCCAAAAGGAAGAAUAGUGUGUGUCACUUUGCAAAGACUUGUUGAAGAAUGCACUGAAUUCUAUUUUGAGGGAUUGUAUUUAUGAGUGCAAGUUUACAAAUCAAAGAAGCUUUCUGUUAUCUCCAGUUUUAUAGAUAACACUCAGCUUUUAGUAGUUGACUGACUGCCUGUGUUUUCACUCUGACUCCAUCAGAUUGUAGCGGCUGUGUUCUUCCAAGAAGGUGGAACCUCCCUCUUCUGUGAUCUGUGGGUAACUCUCCUUUCAGAUGCCCCAUGUUGAUAGCCACCAAGAGUAAAAGGGACUAAGCCAUGACUUGACCUCUCGUUCCUUCUUGCACAGCCUUCCCAUUCCU
Molecule: messenger RNA, 2128 nt
Organism: Castor canadensis (American beaver)
Lineage: Eukaryota; Metazoa; Chordata; Mammalia; Rodentia; Castoridae
Gene: Tcp11l1
Product: t-complex 11 like 1
Biological process (GO): signal transduction
Source: RefSeq, a predicted model, not a curated record